Arabis nemorensis is the source of this 216-nucleotide messenger RNA. NCBI's taxonomy places the organism in Eukaryota, Viridiplantae, Streptophyta, Magnoliopsida, Brassicales, Brassicaceae. The record is from the annotation of a GenBank genome assembly.
AUGGGUUUUCAUCUCCACUUCGUAAUCACGCUCUUACUUCUCACCGAAACAGAGUCUCAGAUGCAAACGACAGGCUCUCUGCCUCUAAGGAAUAUAAUCACUCCUCUAAAGCAACUAACCAUCGUGGUAAUGGCGUUUCUCCUCAGGGUGCUCAAAACGGAUCACAAAGAUCUCUCUCAUCUCACACGCCACCUCCAAAUCCACUUAGAGAGCUAA